CAAAAUUUUCAUUGUAUAAAUCCAACUCCUAGUAUUGAGGUGUGGUGGGAGAUCCCUAGUAGCUGUAUAAAAUAUAUUCAUUAAGCAAAUCAAAGGAAACUAGAAUGAAGAAAAUUGCAAAUAGUGUUAGCAUCUCUCUUUUGAAUUUUCCCGAAUCCAUUUUAGAUGGAAUUCUCGAACGUCUUUCACCAAUAGAACUCAUCAAAAUGUCUGAAGUAUGCAUUUGUCUAAGAAAUAAAUGUAGAAGUGAUCAUUUUUGGGAAAUUCACAUGAAGCAAAAGUGGGGAAGAGUCAUUGGUCAUGUUGCCCUAAAGGAGUGGCAAUGGCAUGUAACAUCAAUAACAGCAGAGGAAGGGAGUGUUUUGAAUCAACAAAUCAAUAAUAUUCAGAAUGGAUCACUUGGUUCUUUUAGUGGUGCUUGGCCUAUGCUAUGCCUUGGAUCAUAUUUUGAAGAAUGCACACAUCUUAAGAGUUUAUUAUUGUCAAAUAACUUUAAGAUGGCUUUGUAUUUGUCACUAGAGAGUGGCAAGUUCUGGUUUCCAGCUCAAUUAUUUAGGGGACUAUAUGUUCACGAGGCCUUGCUUAGCUAUGACUCCAAAACUGAUACCUUUCAAGCAAGGACACGCAGUGGGAAUUGGAGGAUUGUGGGGAAUAAAAUCCACUGGGAUAAGCUUAGACCAUCCCUAGUUGAAACCUCUUCAUGUGUUCGCCACGUGUCUGAUUGUUAUCAAGAUUUAAAACUUGGGGAUCAUAUUGAAAUUCAAUGGAGAGGAAACACUCAAACUCCUUAUGGUGAGAUCAAAUACGAUCACAAUGAUUCUGAGAACUGGUGGUAUGCUGUUAUUGGUCACCUAGAUUCUUGUAAUGAAAAUGAGAAUUAUUGCUUCUGUCAAAACUCUGAGACUUUGGUGGUAGAGUUCAAGCAAUACCCUCGUGGGUCAAGCAUGAGAAAAACAAUGCUACGCAGACAUAACAAUGGGGAACAAGCAGAAAAUUCGAUCGGAAACUAUGGGGGAAUUAGAAAGCUUCGCGAUGAAGAAGAGAUUGAAAAAUGGAAGGAGCUCUUAGAUCAUCGACUAUAA
This is a messenger RNA of Medicago truncatula (barrel medic), 1082 nucleotides long. Its product is annotated as F-box protein At2g26850. The transcript has 5 exons. The record is from RefSeq and is a predicted model, not a curated record. Gene Ontology annotation, molecular function: protein binding. NCBI's taxonomy places the organism in Eukaryota, Viridiplantae, Streptophyta, Magnoliopsida, Fabales, Fabaceae. Bases 105 to 1082 code for a protein of 325 amino acids.